UCUGGGUUUGCAUAUUUAAAACCUCUCCCCUGGGCGCUCUCCCCGCCCCUGGCAGUGUCGGCGCCUCUAAAUGGCAUUAGUGGAACCCGGAGCCCGCGGUGUAGCGCACAGACAUGGUCCAUGGACGCAGCCUGUUUCACACGGUUUUACAAGUUCUGAGUCACCUCAGAAGCAUAGACAAUAAUGCAACUAAUCUGCUUAGUUGUAGCAAGUUUAAUCAUCCUCCAUUUAUCUGGGGCAACCAAGAAGGGAACAGAAAAGCAAACCACCUCGGAAACACAGAAGUCAGUGCAGUGUGGAACUUGGACAAAACAUGCAGAGGGGGGGAUCUUUACCUCUCCCAACUACCCCAGCAAGUACCCCCCAGAUAGAGAGUGCAUUUACAUCAUAGAAGCUGCUCCAAGACAGUGCAUUGAACUUUACUUUGAUGAGAAGUACUCCAUCGAACCUUCUUGGGAGUGUAAAUUUGACCACAUUGAAGUUCGAGAUGGACCUUUUGGGUUUUCUCCUAUAAUCGGACGUUUCUGUGGACAGCAGAACCCACCAGUAAUAAAGUCCAGUGGAAGAUUUCUAUGGAUUAAAUUUUUUGCUGAUGGAGAGCUGGAGUCCAUAGGCUUUUCAGCUCGGUACAAUUUCACACCUGAUCCCGACUUCAAGGACCUUGGAGUUUUAAAACCACUACCAGCCUGUGAGUUCGAGACGGGCGGACCUGAAGGGAUCGUGGAAUCUGUCCAAAUCAUGAAGGAAGGCAAAGCAUCAGCCAGCGAGGCCGUGGACUGCAAGUGGUACAUCAGGGCGCCCCCUCGGUCCAAGAUUUACUUACGGUUCUUGGACUAUGAGAUGCAGAAUUCCAAUGAGUGCAAAAGGAACUUCGUGGCCGUGUAUGACGGGAGCAGUUCCGUGGAGGAUCUGAAGGCCAAGUUCUGCAGCACCGUGGCGAAUGACGUCAUGCUCCGCACGGGCCUGGGGGUCAUCCGCAUGUGGGCCGACGAGGGCAGUCGGAACAGCCGCUUCCAGAUGCUCUUCACAUCCUUCCAAGAACCUCCCUGUGAAGGCAAUACUUUCUUCUGCCAUAGUAACAUGUGUAUUAACAAUACAUUGGUUUGCAACGGACUACAGAAUUGUGUGUAUCCUUGGGAUGAAAAUCACUGUAAAGAGAAGCGGAAAAGCAGCCUGCUGGACCAGCUCACCAACACCAGUGGGACUGUCAUUGGCGUGACUUCCUGCAUUGUCAUCAUCCUUAUUAUCAUUUCUGUCAUUGUGCAGAUCAAACAGCCUCGUAAAAAAUAUGUCCAAAGGAAAUCAGACUUUGAUCAGACAGUUUUCCAGGAGGUGUUGGAGCCUCCGCACUAUGAGUUAUGUACUCUCCGGGGCACGGGCACCGCUGCGGACUUCGUCGAGGUGGCGGAUGACCUAGACAGCUACCAUAAACUGCGGAGGUCUUCUUCCAAAUGCAUUCAUGACCAUCACUGUGGAUCCCAACUGUCCAGCACGAAAGGCAGCCGCAGUAACCUCAGCACAAGGGAUGCUUCUGUCUUAACCGAGUUGCCCCCACAGCCCAUCAAGCCCCUCAUCCCGUCCAUAAACAGAAGGAACAUCCUCGUCAUGAAACACAACUAUUCCCAAGAUGCUGCAGACGCCUGUGACAUCGACGAGAUCGAGGAGGUGCCCACCACCAGUCACAGGCUGUCCCGACACGACAAAUCCGUCCAGCGGUUCUGCCUCAUUGGGUCUCUAAGCAAACAUGAAUCUGAAUACAACACAACUAGGGUCUAGAAAGAAAAUACAAGCUAAUCUCUUCAAAACUCUUCAAGCCUAUCAACUAUUCUUGAAUUAGGUGAAUGCUUUUCCAUGCUCUAUAUUAUCUUGAUUAAUUGGUGUAUUUGUAUGCAUUUUUCAAUGGGAGAAAAUGUUUUAACUGUGUUUUAUUUUCAGAGAAGAACUAUUUAUACAAACAUGGGGACUGUGAAAAGAAAAUUCUAUAGUGAAUUUGAAAAGUGGACAUAUUUCUAAAUUCAUUCCACUGCCUUUAUCCAAACUUAAGAAUUACAGACAUUUAUUAUUCCUUCAGCAAGACAUCCCCGCUGCACAGUGAUAUGUUCAUUUCGUAAUUUGGUUGCUGGCCACCAAGUGCUCCUUAGUUUUUAAAUACAUUUGAGAUUUACUGGAAACUUGAAGAAGAAAUUAAUUCCUGAUUGAGACUAUCCCAACUUACUUGUCAGUUUCACUUUGUUUCAGUGUCGUUAUGUCUUUGUUAUAUGAUUGUACCUUGUGUGCUAUGUGGGAAAAAAAAGACAGAUUUGGAUGAACUUUGUGUUACAUGUACAUUGUUUUCAUUACAUAGACUGAUUGAGAAUAGUGUGUUCCUGAGUGAUUUUGAACAUGCCACAGUGAGAGUGGAUCUAUGGACCAUGGAAACACCAGCUAGAGAUUUUAUGGACUAUAAGCACCUGUUGUUGUAUUAUGAUUAAAUGCAGCCAAAAGUUAUGAGUAAAAUUAUUAGAUUGCAAUAAGAAAAUUUCUCAUUUUUGAGUCUCUCCUAUACACCCUCGAUUUCCUUUUUUUUUGUUUUGUUUUAUUUUGAAGAAAGAUACUGAGUUUCAGAACGGAUCUUUUGAAAUCAGGUAUCUUACAAACCCACGCCCUUCAAUAGAAAUCUUUUUGGAUUAAGCACUUAGCAAUAUGACUGAAUUGACAGUUUGAGAAAAUACCCUGCAUGUCGGUAUUGGAUAUUUAAGUUGGAAAUUACCCAUUUUAUUAGACACAUUGUAAAAAGCAUGCAUUCUCGAAUAUUGCUGUUACUCUCUCAUUUCUUUGUGUCACAUGCUUGCUACUUGUAAUUUUUAUAUAAAGAUAUAUAAAAUGUAUAAUAAUUUCCUAAUUUGAGUUAAGAGAAAUGUUUUCUUCUAUUACAGUGAUAAAAACUGACUUCCACAAGUACA
Sorex fumeus (smoky shrew) is the source of this 2942-nucleotide messenger RNA. RefSeq names its product neuropilin and tolloid like 1 (gene NETO1). The coding region runs from base 184 to 1776 and encodes 530 amino acids. NCBI's taxonomy places the organism in Eukaryota, Metazoa, Chordata, Mammalia, Eulipotyphla, Soricidae. Gene Ontology annotation, molecular function: protein binding. The transcript is spliced from 12 exons. The record is from RefSeq and is a predicted model, not a curated record.